AUGAGUAUAGCUGCAUAUGCGUAUGGAGCUGACAGAGCUAAACGUUUAUAUUUUGGUCAAUACUCUCUCACACUUACUGACAAAUAUAUUGUUAUCACUGAUGGAAAUACUGAGAAAUACAUAACAUGGAAGGACUAUGAAAAGUUUGACCCUAUUUUAACUCCAUGUACUAUGCCGUUUAUAAAGGACGGUGAAAUUAUUGAAAAAGAUAAUACAACCGUAUAUAGGUCUGUUUAUGAAGCAUUAGAAUAUAUGUUGAAUCAUAACCCAAAAAGAUUUGACCCAAGCACUACACCAUGUGCAAUACCUUUUAUUAAGGACGGUGAAAUCGUAAGAGUUCCGGAUUCAACGGUUUACACAGCUGUUCAAAACAGUUUACAAAACAUUUUAGCGAAUAUCUUUAAUUCAGAAACUACAGAAAUAAAAUUACCAUAUAUAACAGAUGCUAAAGAAAUUAAAUCAAAAACGACAACAUUAUUUACGUCACUUAAUGAUUUAAUGACUUAUAUCAUUAAUAUUCCUGCACCAACUACAGCAUUUGAUCCAAACUCGACGGUUUGCAGUGUACCUUUCAUAAAUAUAGAUCUGCAAUUUUCCCAAAUGAACGGGGUGGAUAAGAUCCCAGCCCUAUCGUCAUCCCAGUGUCAAUUUUACAAAAAAAAUUCUUAA
This is a messenger RNA of Trichomonas vaginalis G3, 669 nucleotides long. RefSeq names its product organellar and viral DNA polymerase type B. The record is from RefSeq and is a predicted model, not a curated record. The transcript has a single exon. Lineage: Eukaryota; Parabasalia; Trichomonadida; Trichomonadidae. The coding region runs from base 1 to 669 and encodes 222 amino acids.